AUGCAUCAAAAGAAGCCAGAAAAGCAAGCGGCACUCGCAAAAGUCAUUGCAGCACACAGGGUUGCACUCAAAUCAGAAGAUCCCGAGGAGGGAAAUUGGACGACGUACCUGACAAAAUUUGGCGUCCACUACAUCACGAGUGACAACUUCUUCUUCACCACCCGCCCAGUCCUUGGACAAUUUAUUGUUUCGGAGAAAACAGAAGCAGAUAAGACACGUCAGGAGAAAGAAUUUGCCAUGUUCACAGAAAAUUACGUGAACAAGGAAUCAGCGAGACUCAACGGUCAGAAACUAGCUCCGAAAGUUUUAGUGGCGUCGACGUCUUCACCUGUUUUAGAAGAAGAAAGCCACCAAAAAUCGAGAAGACUAACAAAGCAGGAGGAGUCGAUGACACUUCAACAAAUGGAUGCACUUAUUGGAAAGUUGCAUCAGGACGCUCAGAAUAUCAACCAAAAAACCCGAUUUUUCCCUACUGGAACCAAUAGAUUAAUGGAUGCUCGCUCAUACGAAUACAGUACUCAUCGAGUCUUGAAGGGAGUACACAAUCCUUCAAUUAUAGAGCUGAGGGCUUCUAAAGCUGGCGAAAGUGUCGAUAUUGCUUGA
Caenorhabditis remanei is the source of this 603-nucleotide messenger RNA. RefSeq lists its product as uncharacterized. Lineage: Eukaryota; Metazoa; Nematoda; Chromadorea; Rhabditida; Rhabditidae. The record is from RefSeq and is a predicted model, not a curated record. The transcript is spliced from 3 exons. Bases 1 to 603 code for a protein of 200 amino acids.